Mercenaria mercenaria is the source of this 1468-nucleotide messenger RNA. RefSeq lists its product as uncharacterized. The transcript is spliced from 9 exons. The record is from RefSeq and is a predicted model, not a curated record. Bases 122 to 1144 code for a protein of 340 amino acids. NCBI's taxonomy places the organism in Eukaryota, Metazoa, Mollusca, Bivalvia, Venerida, Veneridae.
AAGUGCCGCCCCAGUGAAUUCGAUUCGUUACUACUAAAUAAAUGAAACAGUAUUUUUUGGGAAUUCACCUUUCUUGCAGAUUAAAAUAGAAUUGUUUACGAAACAGGAAAAGGAAGAGACAAUGGAAACCUGUAUUGGUCUUGUGUUUUACAUAGAGACGGCUGUAUUAGCGUUAUUAUUUCUGCUUGUGGUUGGUGUGCUGAUAAGUAAAUGUUUAGGAUAUCUAGAAUUUUAUCGGCCUAGAAGAAGGCGCAGGAAUUACGUAGACCUUGAAAAGUCCACUGAAAGAAGCAUCAAAGACAAUAACCAGGUGGACAAGUGGAUUCAAAACAGGUUAAAGCUGUUAGAGGAAAUUGAAGAACCCUAUGAAAAUCAGAGAAUUGAAAUUGAGUCACUCCAAGAACAGCUCAGACGGGAAAGAACCGACAAAAAGAAAGAAGUAGCUGAAAAAGAAGAUGCUUUGAAACGACUGAGUGCUAUCAUGUCAAGCCGUUUAAAAGAUGGAAAUCCUAAUAUAGCAGAUCUGAAUGAUCACAAUCGACCGACCAAAAUAGGAGAACAGUUUUCAGAACUUUAUGACAACCAAUGGACAGAUGCGUAUGGUGCUGUUCAGACUUGCUUUAAACAAGAGAAGAAGGAACCCGAAAUCAUUGGCAUACUGUUAGGAAUUUUAGAACAAUGUUUCAUGUUUUGCAAAGACAAGGCUAAUACACAGUUAGCGGACGUAAGUGACGGCGUGAAAAUACUUGCACUAGUAAUUACAAAAAAAGACACUAAGCUACAAUGUGACCUACUGCAGCGCAUUAAAGAAGAACGAAAAAUGUGUGCAGAAGAUGAACUACCAAGGUACAAUGAGAUAGCAACUAUCAUGAAGGAGUACUUCACAGCAAAAGAGACAAAAGCGGACUUUCUAGAUGACCUUACAGUUAUACAGUUUACGCAGGAAUGUUUAAAGUUAUGUUGGUUGAUGGUAAUACAAGAUCCUCCAAUGUCUAUGGUUUUGAAGCACACAGAGAAUGCACAUGAUGACUUUAAGGCUUACAAGCACAGGGGCAAACACGUUUCUUUCGUUGUAUGGCCUGCCUUGCUUCUUGAAGAAGGAGGAUCGCUCAUAUCGAAAGGAAUUGCCGAGUUCCAUGAGUAAAGACAAUAAACUUGCACAACUGACAGGACUCUUAAACACAUACUGUGUGUUUGCUUUUAGAAGUAAAAUAUGUUUGGAUUACAAUUACGUACAACUAACGAAAGAUUAUGAUGUAUGAUGGCAGCUUAAUUAAAUCUUUGAACACAGUAUGUACAGUAAUAUUUAGAAACCUGACGGAGCUUUGAUGUCUUUUGUAAAGGACUUCAUGGAAAGGAUAAGAAUCAAUGGAUUUAUUUUUAAACAAUAUUUUCUUAAUUGUUUAUCCAAAAGUUUGUGAGAAUGACAUGAAUUUCCGCACUUAAAAUACAUCCAAACAUCCAUUUG